Cannabis sativa is the source of this 4138-nucleotide messenger RNA. RefSeq names its product cellulose synthase A catalytic subunit 1 [UDP-forming]. NCBI's taxonomy places the organism in Eukaryota, Viridiplantae, Streptophyta, Magnoliopsida, Rosales, Cannabaceae. Bases 610 to 3807 code for a protein of 1065 amino acids. Gene Ontology annotation, biological process: plant-type primary cell wall biogenesis; cellulose biosynthetic process. Gene Ontology annotation, cellular component: plasma membrane; trans-Golgi network. The transcript has 2 exons. The record is from RefSeq and is a predicted model, not a curated record. Gene Ontology annotation, molecular function: cellulose synthase (UDP-forming) activity.
UAGUAGAGAGUGACUCGAGACUAGUAAUCAACGCGCUCAAUGGGAAGGAGUCCCAUUAAGCUCUUGAGAACUAUGUCUCAUUUUGCUCUAAGUCUUCUCCCUCUUUUAUUAGCUAUAAUUUUAUCAAUGUUAGUAGGUCUUAUAAUUUUGUUUUCCACAACGUGGCUAAGUGGGCUUUUACUCACCAUUUGAACGACUCUAUUUCGAUUUUCUCUUUACCGGAAAACUUAUUUUGUAACUAGCGGGAGUUCAAACUAUUUCGUUUUUAUGAUAAUACGCUACUUUUUUUUUUUAAACAGCCCACCACUAAUCGAUAAAGUUGUUUUCGUAUUGGAAACGUUUGCCACCUGUAAGUGAGUGGUUGACAGUGUGAGAAGAGAAGAGGAAGAAGAGAGUUUAGACAAGAUCCAAUUUAUACAACAAAAUAUAAUAAACCAUUAAACCAUGUGCACCGACAUUAUUCCAAACCUUCAUAUCUACCAUUUAUUAUUCUCCUAUUUCCACUCUUCACUCUUCACCUUCAGGUAGAGAAAAGACAGUACGGCAAUGGCGUAUUGAAGUGGGGGCGAAGAAGAUCAGGCUGAGGAAUCAAGUUGAAGAGAGAGAGUCAUGGAAGCUAAUGCCGGUUUAGUUGCCGGAUCUCAUCGUAGGAAUGAGCUCGUUCGGAUUCGUCACGAUUCCGAUAGUGGGUCGAAACCCGUGGAUGUGAGUGGUCAAAUAUGUAAGAUCUGUGGGGGUGUUGUUGGUCUGACAGCUGAUGGUGAUGUAUUCGUUGCUUGCAAUGAGUGUGCGUACCCAGUUUGCCGGCCUUGUUAUGAAUACGAAAGAAAAGAGGGAGAUCAGUCUUGCCCUAAGUGUAAGACUAGGUAUCAAAGGCUUAAGGGGAGUCCUCGUGUCGAUGGAGAUGAUGAUGAGGAUGGAGAUGAUGAUCUGGAGAAUGAGUUCAAUCCAUCUUCUUCUAGACAUGAGCCGAUUCGCCUCCUCACCAAUGGGCAACCGGUAUCUGGUGAGAUUCCAUUUCCAUGUGCUACAUCUGAUUAUAACCAAUCUGUGAGAACGAAUUCGGGUCCUUUGGGUCCUAAUGGGGACAAGCAUCUUGAUCCUCGGCUUCCAGUUCCAGUGAGAAUUGUGGAUCCAUCAAAAGAUCUGAAUUCGUAUGGGUUAGGGAAUGUUGACUGGAAAGAGAGAGUUGAAGGUUGGAAGCUUAAACAAGAUAAGAAUAUGAUUCAGGUGACCAGCAGAUAUGCAGAUGGAAAGGGAGACAUGGAAGGGACUGGUUCAAAUGGAGAAGAGCUUCAAAUGGCUGAUGAUGAUGCUCGACAACCAUUGAGUCGUGUGGUGCCAAUUUCAUCAUCACAUAUGACUCCUUAUCGUAUUGUGAUCAUACUUCGGCUUAUUAUUCUGGGUUUCUUUUUGCAAUACCGUGCAACUCACCCAGUCAAAGAUGCAUACCCAAUAUGGCUGGUAUCUGUUAUCUGUGAGAUUUGGUUUGCGUUAUCUUGGCUUCUGGAUCAAUUUCCAAAAUGGUGUCCAGUUAACCGUGAGACUUAUCUGGACAGACUUGCAUUGAGGUUUGAUCGCGAAGGUGAACCAUCACAGUUAGCUCCAAUUGAUGUUUUUGUGAGUACUGUGGAUCCCCUCAAGGAGCCUCCACUUGUUACGGCAAACACUGUUUUGUCUAUACUUGCUGUGGAUUAUCCCGUCGACAAAGUCUCUUGUUAUGUAUCAGAUGAUGGUUCGGCGAUGUUGACGUUUGAAUCCCUUUCUGAAACUGCUGAGUUUGCUAGAAAGUGGGUGCCUUUUUGCAAGAAACAUAACAUUGAACCAAGGGCUCCUGAGUUUUAUUUUGCCCAGAAGAUAGACUACUUGAAGGACAAAAUUCAACCUUCUUUUGUGAAAGAGCGACGAGCAAUGAAGAGGGAGUACGAAGAAUAUAAGGUGCGAAUCAAUGCCCUUGUAGCAAAAGCACAGAAGAUGCCUGAGGAAGGUUGGACAAUGCAGGAUGGCACUCCCUGGCCUGGAAAUAAUUCUAGGGAUCAUCCUGGAAUGAUUCAGGUUUUCUUAGGCCAUAACGGGGGCCUUGAUACUGAUGGUAAUGAGUUGCCUCGACUUGUUUAUGUCUCUCGUGAGAAGCGUCCUGGCUUCCAGCAUCACAAGAAAGCCGGAGCAAUGAAUGCUUUGAUUCGCGUGUCGGCUGUCCUUACCAAUGGUGCGUAUCUCUUGAAUGUUGAUUGUGAUCACUACUUCAAUAACAGCAAGGCUCUUAAAGAAGCAAUGUGUUUCAUGAUGGACCCUGCUUAUGGGAAAAAGACCUGUUAUGUACAAUUUCCUCAGCGUUUCGAUGGCAUUGACAAUCACGAUCGAUAUGCAAAUCGAAAUAUUGUCUUCUUUGAUAUCAACUUGAAAGGGCUGGAUGGUAUCCAAGGUCCAGUUUAUGUGGGAACGGGUUGUUGUUUCAACAGGAAAGCUUUAUAUGGGUAUGAUCCUAUAUUAACUGAGAAAGAUUUAGAACCAAACAUUAUUGUGAAGAGCUGUUGUGGAGGUUCAAGAAAGAAAGCAAAACAUAGCAACAAGAAGUACGUUGACAAAAAGAGAGCAGCUAAAAGAACUGAGUCUACUAUUCCGAUUUUCAAUAUGGAAGACAUCGAGGAUGGUAAUGUUGAAGAAGGUUAUGAUGAUGAUGAGGGUCAUAGAGCACUUCUUAUGUCCCAGAAGAGCUUAGAGAAACGUUUUGGACAGUCACCUGUUUUUAUUGCAGCCACAUUCAUGGAACAAGGAGGUAUUCCACCAUCAACCAACCUGGCAACACUACUGAAGGAAGCAAUCCAUGUAAUCAGCUGUGGAUACGAAGACAAGACUGAAUGGGGAAAAGAGAUUGGAUGGAUCUAUGGUUCAGUGACUGAAGAUAUUUUAACUGGGUUUAAGAUGCAUGCUCGUGGCUGGAUUUCGAUAUACUGUAUGCCUCCUCGCCCAGCAUUUAAGGGUUCUGCUCCUAUCAAUCUUUCUGAUCGUUUGAACCAAGUGCUUCGAUGGGCCUUGGGAUCCAUCGAAAUUUUGCUUAGCAGACAUUGCCCCAUUUGGUAUGGUUACAACGGGAAACUCAGACUUUUGGAGCGAUUGGCGUACAUCAACACCAUUGUGUAUCCUCUUACCUCAAUUCCACUACUUUUUUACUGUUGCCUCCCUGCUUUAUGUCUUCUCACUGGGAAGUUUAUUAUUCCGGAGCUAAGCAACUUGGCUAGCAUGUGGUUCAUACUGCUUUUCGUCUCCAUUUUCACUACUGGAAUUCUUGAGCUCAGGUGGAGUGGUGUCAGCAUUGAGGACUGGUGGAGAAAUGAACAGUUUUGGGUCAUUGGUGGAACAUCAGCACAUCUUUUUGCUGUGUUCCAAGGUUUGUUGAAAGUUCUUGCUGGGAUUGAUACAAACUUUACUGUUACUUCCAAGGCAUCAGAUGAUGAUGGAGACUUUGCUGAGCUUUAUGUGUUCAAAUGGACAACACUUCUCAUCCCUCCAACUACAGUUCUGAUUUUCAACAUGGUCGGUAUUGUUGCUGGUGUUUCACAUGCCAUAAACAGUGGCUACCAAUCUUGGGGACCACUCUUUGGGAAGCUCUUCUUUGCAAUAUGGGUUAUUGCCCAUUUGUACCCAUUCUUGAAGGGUCUCCUUGGUCGACAAAACCGCACACCUACCAUUGUCAUUGUUUGGUCGAUUCUUCUUGCUUCGAUCUUUUCGUUGCUGUGGGUGCGUAUCGAUCCAUUCACCUCCGAUGCUGCGAAAGCUGCAUCUCAAUGUGGCGUCAACUGUUAGUACACUUAACACUUCAUUCAUUCAUUUUUGUGUUAUGUGUAUAUAACAAACAAACAACAAACCAAACUUUUGAAGUUAUGUAUGUGCCUUUUGCUUGGGUCCGAAAGGUAAUCUGGUGGUGGUGGAUAUGAUAAAUUAUUAAACAUUUUUUAUGUACUUUCUCUAAGUGAAGUAUUAGCUAUCUACUUGGAAUAUUUUGUGUCUUGUGCAGUCUUGUGAUGAAUUUCAUUCAUUGCAAACGGUUAUAUAUUAUCUUCAUCACUUUUAUGCCUUGUUGUGAUUUUUGUUAUCAAUCUUCUUAUUUCAAUACUAUAUUUCCCCCCUAAACAAA